AUCUCAAUGUAUUUGGGAAGAGGAAGGGUUAGGUUGGCAUAUGGGCAGAGGAGGUUUGUUAAAUGAAAGGAGGUUAGUUAUUAGUCAGGUUAGCUAGAUGAAACCUCCAUGUUCUGAGGGGGCAUACUUCUUAAUGCCAGCUGCUGGGGGGGGGGGCAGAUAUUAAGGGAAGCCUUUGUUCCCUAUGUCUGCUUUUCCCUGUGGGCAUUUGACUGCUAGCUGUUGGGAGCAGGUUGCUGUGCCUGAUAACUUUUAAUCUGAUCCUGGAGAGGUUUUCUUAUUUAUUUUUUAAUCGGAGGUGUGUGUUGAGGAAGGUUAGGUAGAAAUGGUAGUGUUUCCUGGAUUGGGGGUGUGGGAAGGAGUGAGAUAGGGAGGCAUGUAUGAGUUUUGAGAACUGGGGUGAAUUUCUUUAUAAUUUAGCUAUGUUUUGUGUGCUGUGUUUUUUUUUUACUAGGAUGGCAUUCUAGCCUAGUGUCAACCCCCCAGAAUGGAAUAGCCAUAGUGGUUAAGAGAUUAAACUGUAUAUUGGGGAUGGGUGUUCCUUCUUCAAAUCCCACCCUUCUACAAGCUCACUGUUGGCUAUUAAGUAAGCACCUGUCUUUCAGCAACAAUGCCCCCCCCUGAUGUGAGCUGUAUGGCUAACAUAGUUUUUCUUUACUAUUUUGCAUGUCUAGUAUAAAAAUCACUAAAGUAAUGUAUUAAAUUACUUUGUAAAAAACAAAACACUUUGCGGGGAGCCCCUACUGUGUCAUUCACCUCCGCUCCCCUAAGCACAGUUUGGUUUCCAAGUGUAGGUGUUAACAGCAGAGAAGGAAGGUGAUCAAAUAAUGGUUGAAUUCUUUUGCUGUAGAGUGGUUUUGAACAAAUAAAGGUAUCUUAUACGGACAACAGGUCCUUGUAGCACAGUAUUUUCUAUUCUGAUUGGUUAAUGGCUCUCCAAGAGGUCUUUCUCAGCAUCUGCUACCUGAUCCUUUAACUGAAGAUGGCCAGGGACUGAAUCUAGGAUCUUCUGAAUGCAGAGCAGGUAAUGUGUUAUCCUUUUCUGGAGUUUGGGUUUCUUUAAGGUCUCCAGGAGAGGCAGUGUGGUCUUGUGUGGAGGCAGCUGAAGCUGGGAGAUGUGAAUUCAGGCACGUCCUGUGCUGUGGUUUAGAGCAAGUUACUGUGUCUCAGCCCCAGUUUUUUCCUCCUGUAAAAUUAAAAUAACAGUGACCUACUUUGCGGGGUGGUUGUGAGGUAGAUACAAUAAAAAUACAACUCAGAUCUGAAAACUAAAAGCUCUUUUAACUGGCACCGAACUGUAGCAGCAGCAGUAUCAUAGGCUUUUGCUUUAAAUAUGGGGGUAGAGAAAUAGAGGGUUUCCUGCACUGGAAUUUUCUUUGGAGCAUUCAGGUGGAUGGCUGGUAUUCAGUUGCUGAUUGUUUUAGAUGCUGAACUAUCUCAGUUGGGUGCCCAGUAGUAAAUUUUACCUUAAGUAGAUACUCCUAAAGUAAAAUAGAGCUGAGGUAAGAAGGGGUGCUAACAUCCUGAAAAUAACAUUGCGGAAUAGAAGAUGUUAUAAUAAAAGAGUCAUACAAUUGGAAAUGGAGGAGGCAGAAGCCAUGUCCUAGGGUAGAAGUCAGGGAUGGCACAUUUGUAGAGGAAAGAAACUAGUUUUCAUGAUCAGAACAGAGGGUGUGCUUCAUGGUAGAAAGGUAGCACCUGGAGGCAGAGGAGAAUCCUACCAAAAUAUAGUUGAAAGGGAAUAAUGUCAUUUAUUAUUAGUCUCUGUCUACCACACACACACACACCGCACCCCAUUCCUGGCCCACUUUUUAACUUCCGCUGCACUUUGUUUUUCACCCAGUGGUUGUUAUUGUGCAGCCAGGAUCAAGAUGCAGUUGACAUUAGUUGUGGUUUGAGGGGCUUCCGUUUGGGAUGUAUGAAUUCUUGCUGGAAUUAUAGAUAGAAACAUGGGGAUUACAAUUUUUAAAAUGCUUAUGCAGUUUCUCAUCUUUGUAUAGCCAAAGCAGACAUGAGGCUAAUUUGAUUCAUUUUUUCUGACCUACAGAGAGUCUUGGAAUUGCCCUGUAAUGCAUUUUUAUACUUAAGGAAGAGUUCUGUCAUCUUUAUCAGUGAAUUGUGCUAGCGUUGGCAUAUUUAUUUUAAGGAAUAUUGCUUAAUUAUUUAUCUUUCAUUCUAAUGCUCAGGAUAAUUUUAAAUCCCUUUUAAAAGUUGCUUGGGAAGUGAUUAUCUUAUAAAAUGCCAAAGUGACCUUACCUUCAUUUGUCACUGAUACAAUAAUCAACUUUCCUCUUAGGGCUUAUCAACAAUACAUGCACAUCCUUCUGUAUUUUUUGCAUCUGAGAACUAAUCAAGGCAUUUUAAAAAUUACACACAGUUUGACAGAGGAAAUGUACAGUAUACAAAUCUGUUGAUUUAAUUACUCUACCUUUCCCUGUCAUAAUAGGUUAACUUUGUUAAUAAAGCUAUGUUCCAGAUUCCAUGAAUGACGGCAAAGUUGUGGACUUCCAUUGUGCAAGAAUACAGAUUUUUGCAGCUGUUAUUAGAGCUGUAACCAGUUCUCUAUAUGUGCAUAUAAGCACACUUCAAAAUGAAAGAUUCACAAAAUAAAAGUUAAAACUAAUUUUAAAGAAAAACGGAGCUGUUUCUGUGUAUCUUCACACCAAGUCUCUGAGAUAGUCAAGGUUAAGACUGGCCAGGGGUUACGCAAUGAGCUUCUCAUCUUGGGUCCAAGUCUGACACUUGAGGCACUUCAUGGCAAAGUCUCCUACCUCUGUUUCCCCCCGUCAAUUAGUUUUGUUGAGCAAAAUGGGUUGCCAAGCCCGGAAGCGUAUGCCUGCAUUAUGAAAGCAAUUGUCUUUCUUAUAAAACCUGUAUAUAAAUAACUAAAAGCACCUUUAAUCUUAAGGCAAACAUCAAAGUCUUUUUUUCUUUUCUGUACCAAGAUUUUCUACCUUGCUAGUUUAGAAGGCUGAAGUUGGUUUUACUUUCAAGUUCUUUUUUGAAACAUGAGUGCUGUGGCGCAUUUGACUACUGGUUUAAAUAUAUGACACACAGGAAAUAAUUCUUGCAUAAGGAAAUGAAAAGCAGUCCUUGACUUGUAACUCUGCUCUUCACUUCUGGUUUUCAGGACAGAAGUAGGGGUCGCAGCAUUUUGUAAAAUGGCAGCUAAUUACUUAAUCUUGCGUCAGGACUGCAUUUGGUUAAGGCCUGCUCUAUUUGUGUUACAAAUACCUGCUUUUUCACCAGUCAAAGUUGAAAUGCUGGCAUUUUAAUUCUUUUAAUUUCCCCCCCCCAUUAUUCAGACUUUUAUUGUUUAUAUUAUUUAAAACGAAUAUAAUAGAGAUUCUGCAAAGCCCACCUGUCUUCUUUCCACACCCAAGCUCCCCAAUUUUUUUUAGGAGGGGGCGGUUUAACAAGCAGUGUGGUUACCAGAAAGGCAGCUAGGAAUAAUGUAAAAGAAGAAAAACGGAAAUGGACUUCAGGAAAGAGAGAAAGGGACAUUGUACUACCAAAAAAGUCAGUUAACAUAUGGGUUGAUUAUUCAAAAAGAUAGAAUGCCACCUAUAAUGGUGAGAAACCCUCUGACACGUUCACGUUUAUAUGGCAAGAUUUUCUCUAAGCUCUCAGUAAUUGCACCGGUACUUUUGGUGUUAUACCAUCACCGUGCCAGCAGAAUGCCACCUAUUGUGCAUUGGUGUACUAGCUGGUGUGUUCUCCCAAGCACUUAAUGUUAAGGGAAAUUCUUGGAUUGGACUCUGAAUAAAUCUGAUGCUGAUGUGGGACUUCAUGUCCUUUCAUCCCGUCGGGCCUAUAUUUCCUUAAUCCUCUGCAGCUGCUGACUUUGCAAUUUACAGUUGGCUGAAGGAGCAAGGCUAAUGACUUUCUUCUGUCUUGUUUUUUCUGGAUUGCUCUGAGGUCCUUCACUGAGAGAUACUGUAGGAAAUGUACUUCCCGCCUGUCAGGGCAGCAGAGAUCCGGCUUCGGUGAGUGGCUUCCACAUGGUGGAAUAACAGUGUGGCAAGCCGGAAAUUGUCAGCUACCAUGCGUUCACGUGGUAGUGUUAAGCGGCUGCAAUGGACCUGCCAAGAGGCGUUGAGUGUAAAAGUUCCUCGUAAUUUUCGGCUGUUGGAAGAACUUGAAGAAGGCCAGAAAGGGGUAGGUGAUGGGACAGUUAGCUGGGGUCUUGAAGAUGACGAAGAUAUGACGCUUACAAGAUGGACAGGCAUGAUCAUUGGGCCUCCAAGAACAAUUUAUGAAAACAGAAUAUACAGCCUUAAAAUAGAAUGUGGGCCUAAAUAUCCAGAAGCACCUCCGUUUGUAAGAUUUGUAACAAAAAUUAAUAUGAAUGGAGUAAAUAGUUCUAAUGGAGUGGUGGAUCCCAGAGCCAUAUCAGUUCUAGCAAAAUGGCAGAAUUCUUAUAGUAUCAAAGUUGUUCUGCAAGAGCUGCGGCGUCUAAUGAUGUCUAAAGAAAAUAUGAAACUCCCUCAACCACCCGAAGGACAAUGUUACAGUAAUUAAUGAAAGCAAACAGGAAAAAAAAUCAUGCCCCUUCAUUCAAUUUAAGCUCUCUUCAUUUUCCACAGUAGUAAAUUUUCUAGGUGCAUCUUGUAGACCUCCAAGUACUGGAAAGAAAGUUCCCAUGCAAAGAAAAGCCUCUCUUGACAUACUGUAAAUGAUACUAAUUUUUUUUUUAUUUUGAAAAUAAGUUGUGCUAUAACAAAUAAUCCUGUCAUGUGUAACCACUGUCCACAUAGUUGAACUUCUGGUAUCAAGAAAAGCCUGUUUAAAUUUAUUAACUGUCAAGACCAGUGUGGCACAUUGAACUCAACUGUGAAAAAAGCAUACGUCACACAAUCACAUAGCUGUGUGCUCGGCCGGGAUUUCUCUCUCUUCUCUCUGCGCAUCCCCUACCCCCCAGCCCCAGCCUUUCUCUCUUUCUCUUAUUUGCAAUGGAGUGGGUGCUCAGGGCUGUUUAUUAGAGUAGACAUGAAGGGCACACAGUCUGCAAGGAAGCUUCCUUGCCCUGGCUCCUCCUGUGAAAGAACAGGGGCUGUGGAAUUUGGGCAGCCUGCCGUUCUUUCUAACAGAGCUCGGGCAGGGGUACUUCUGGCAAGGGAUUCUGCCUGAAGGCUUCGAUUCCCAGUUCUGCGCUGGGCUUUAUAGGACUACUAAUGGGAUGUGGUGGUAUCUUCAGUCAUCCCUUCCUAUGUAAAGGCUGAAUGUCUCUAGUGUCGGGCGUGUUUUGCUUUUUUAAAUUUGCCCUGUUAAUCUGAGGGCAAGCUCUUCUUUCUUACCUUUGGCAAAGGCACAGAUUGUAUUUCUGCACCAUCCCUUUCCCAAUAACAUGAGCCUUGGGGUGAGAGUUCUUGGGGGUGGGUGCUUUCCAUGUGUCCCUUUUCCCUUCCUGUCAAAGCUGGGGUGCUGCUUUCUUUUUGCCCCUGCUGUGAUGCUUUUACACCCCUGGCCAAAAAGAGUUUCAGUGACUGGCAAAGCUGCCUUUUUUUUUUUUUAAAGCUAUGGAUUUAGUCUUCACCAGCCUGGGAAAAUGAGAGUGUCUGUUUUGGCUUGCCAGCAUCCUUCCCUUCCUGCCCUGUCACUCUGCUUCCAUGCCCACCAGGCUGGCCAUGGCUGAGGUUAUUAGACACAGUGAAAAGAGCAGUCAUUUACUAGGAUCGUUCAAGCCAGCUAAGAGUGGCCAAAUAUUACAGGUGGGGAAGAAGUCUCUAUGUAGAAAUUUGCAGUAAGCCCUCCGGUUCUUCCCCUCUCCACCCCCUAGCUGAAUGUCACUGUCGCCUCUUGAAAGCCUUGUUAACUGCUUGUCUGUGUGUGUGUGUAAAAUGGCCCUAUAACAGACAAAUUGACUCUGUGGAGAGAGGGUUUUGUUGCAACACUCUGGAAGGAUGAGAAACGCCUUCAUAAAGAACAGGACGGCAACACCGUGCAUAGUGGGUUAGGGACCGCCAUUGGCAUUUGCUUCUGGGCAAAUCACUUCCUUUUUGGACUUCUUGUUUUGGACCACUGACUGCUGAAACGUGGAUGCAAGCUUAAAACGCAAACAAUCUAGUGUGCCCUCCUUAAGUUUUAUGGGGAAAAAUUCAGUGUUUGUGUAAAAAAAAAGUCACAUUUAAAAGUAGCAGCUUUCAAGUCAAUGAAUAAUUGAUGUUUCCAUUAACUAUUUUGAAGAAAAUAUUAGUUGUAAGGAUUUAACAUCCUCUGUAAUUAAAAAAAAAUUAACAGUAUUCCAUAAGCAGCCUUUUUAUUGUAUCAGACCAUUGCCUGAUUUUAAUAUAAUAAAAAAGUGUGCAUUAAUAUUA
Eublepharis macularius is the source of this 6317-nucleotide messenger RNA. It is a transcript of the gene UBE2V1, whose product is annotated as ubiquitin conjugating enzyme E2 V1. The record is from RefSeq and is a predicted model, not a curated record. Bases 4045 to 4521 code for a protein of 158 amino acids. Gene Ontology annotation, biological process: protein K63-linked ubiquitination; DNA damage tolerance. Gene Ontology annotation, cellular component: nucleus. Lineage: Eukaryota; Metazoa; Chordata; Lepidosauria; Squamata; Eublepharidae. The transcript has 4 exons.